AUGGCCUCCGUCGGCAAAGUGGGGUUGCCUUCUGCACCCUCCGCUCAUCGGGAUGGCUAUGCCGACCCCAAGGACCGUGGUCCGAGGUUCAGCACCUUGCCGCCACCUCCAGACAAGCCAUAUGUACCACAUCAUGGCGCUUUGCAGCCAGCUUUGAGGAGUCGACUCGACAACACCCAAGACAUCCGGCUCGAAGGCUCUAUGGGAGAGGUGCUGCCUGAGACUGCUGACACAAUCUGUUUUGUUCCGGAGCCUUAUGUCCGAGCGCAACGCCCCGACCAGCCACAUGUCCUGAAGACAGACAUGCGAACACGAGAGGCAAUCACAGACUCGCUGGAGAAGGAUGGUAGGUGGUUCCGGCCGGUGCCGAAAAGGGAGGACACUUUUCGGAAUAUGACGGACGACGAGCUGCGAGUGCGACUGCGCGAUCUUGCGGAGCUGGUGUCUGGAUCUCGCAGGGAUCUGCUACAGCGACUUCUCAGCAAAGGGGAUGACUUCACCUCUUGGACGAAGAUGCAGGUGGAGACGGAAUGUCACCGCUUCGGGCUGGAGGUAUUGGCAACGAAGGCGGACAAUGUGAGGAACAUCAAGGAAGCGCAGCAUCGUGAUCGAAUUCGCAACCUCAGUGAAGAGGAUUUGGUUUACGAGCUGUUAUUUCGCGGCCUGGAAGUUCUGGAGACGCGUGAACUGAACGAGGACCAGUUGCAAGCUUACCUGGAAGGUCGCCUCUUCGGAGCCAUGUAG
Symbiodinium natans is the source of this 744-nucleotide messenger RNA. NCBI's taxonomy places the organism in Eukaryota, Dinophyceae, Suessiales, Symbiodiniaceae. The record is from the annotation of a GenBank genome assembly.